CCGAUCCUCGCCGGUCUCCAUAGCGAACAGCAGGAGAAGCGUAGUGUGCGUGGGUGGAGGCACUCAUACCCUUUGUCGCACUAUCUGUACUUCUUGAGCCAGAGGAGAGGGAUGAAGUACGUAUUGGUGACGGGGGGAGUGGUGAGCGGGCUGGGGAAAGGGGUGACGGCCAGCAGCAUCGGCGUCGUCCUCAAGGCCUGCGGCCUCCGCGUCACCUCCAUAAAAAUCGAUCCUUAUCUGAACACUGACGCUGGGACUAUGUCCCCAUUUGAGCAUGGGGAAGUCUUUGUCUUAGAUGAUGGUGGUGAGGUGGAUUUGGAUCUAGGAAACUAUGAACGUUUCCUUGAUAUCAAGUUAACUCGUGACAACAAUAUCACAACUGGGAAAAUCUAUCAGUCCGUCAUCCAGAAGGAGAGGAGAGGAGACUAUCUGGGGAAAACAGUUCAGGUAUCUGUCUCUCUAAACCAUCAACCCAAUUGUGUACCACAAAAUUUAUAUUGUCUUGGUAGCACUAUAGUGUGUCCUCUUCGCCUUUUGAAGGUCGUGCCUCAUAUCACGGAUGCCAUACAAGAGUGGAUUGAACGUGUAGCGAUGAUUCCUGUGGACGGCCAAGAAGGACCAGCUGAUGUUUGUGUUAUAGAAUUGGGUGGAACUAUAGGGGAUAUUGAAUCGAUGCCAUUCAUAGAAGCUUUGGGUCAAUUCUCUUACCGUGUGGGACCUGGUAACUUCUGUCUGGUUCAUGUCAGUCUUGUACCAGUUCUUAAGGCAGUUGGGGAGCCGAAAACCAAGCCAACCCAACAUAGUGUUAGGGGAUUACGAGGACUCGGGCUGACACCAAAUAUUCUAGCCUGCCGCAGUGAGAAGCCACUUGAUGUAACUGUUAAAGAAAAACUUUCACAAUUUUGUCAUGUACCGGUAGCCAAUAUUAUUACUCUACAUGAUGUUACAAACAUUUGGCACAUUCCUUUGUUAUUGAGGGAGCAAAAGGUACAUGAAGCUCUUCUGAAACUAUUGAACCUUCAAGGAUGUGCUAAGGAACACAUGCUGGAAGAAUGGAUGAGUAGAGCUAAACUCUGUGAUACAUUGCAUGAUCCUGUCAGGAUUGCUAUGGUAGGAAAAUAUACUGGUUUUUCUGAUUCUUACCUCUCCGUAUUGAAGGCUCUUUUGCAUGCUUCUGUUGCUUGCCGGAAAAAACUUGUCGUGGACUGGGUCCCAUCAUCUGAUCUUGAAGAAACAACUGCAAAAGAGGUGCCUGAAUCUUACAAAGCAGCGUGGAAACUAUUGAAGGGUGCAGAUGGCAUACUAGUCCCAGGAGGUUUUGGAGACAGAGGGGUGAAGGGAAAAAUCCUUGCAGCUAAAUACGCUCGUGAAAACAAAGUUCCAUAUCUAGGAAUUUGUCUUGGUAUGCAGAUUGCUGUCAUUGAAUUCGCUCGAUCUGUUAUGAAUUUGAGGGAGGCAAAUAGCAUAGAGUUCGAUCCUGAUACAACCACUUCAGUUGUUAUUUUUAUGCCAGAGGGUUCCAAAACACAUAUGGGAGGAACAAUGAGAGUUGGAGUAAGAAGGACGUAUUUUGUAUCUGGUGAUUCCAAAUCUGCAAAGUUGUAUGGCAAUGUCAGAUUUGUAGAUGAACGACAUCGACAUAGAUAUGAGGUUAAUCCUAGUGUGGUCCCAGAAUUCGAAAGAGCUGGUCUUGCUUUUGUAGGUAAAGACGAGACAGGAAAACGAAUGGAGAUUAUUGAGCUGCCUUCUCAUCCUUAUUUUGUUGGUGUGCAAUUUCACCCGGAAUUCAAGUCUAGACCUGGAAAACCCUCUGCUGUUUUCUUAGGACUCAUAGCAGCAUCUUGUGGUCAGUUGGAUGCUUGGCUGCAAGCUUCUGUUCAUGCUUCAAGCAACGGUAUCGUGACCCCGAAAAAGAUCUACCAUAAUGGGAGCCUGAAGAAGCCUUCAAAGAGCCUACUAACCAACGGAAAACUCCAUGCGAAUGGCACCGGCAUGCACGCCUAGCACGUAGGCUUCUUAACUGGGGUGCUAUGCCUUCAUGAUUCAUGUCAAUUUUGUUCUUCCAUAGAUGGAUUUGUGCUGUACAGUAAACCAAGAAGAGGAAAAAGAUUUACCAUGUCGCUUGUUCCGACGUUUUACAAGGAACAGCAGAGUGUUCAUGCAAGCAGCAAGUUUUUAAGGUCUUCUUCUUAGUUCUCUUCAUUUCUUGUAAGAAAUGCUUUCGUGGAGAGGAACUGCGGUGCUUGAUAUGUAAAUUAAGAGUAGCUUAUUUGAGCAGAUGAUUCCUUUGUGUAAUCCUACUGAGGACUGUUGUAUGACAUUGUAAGAUUCGAUGAUAGUGAUGCUUGCCUA
Molecule: messenger RNA, 2352 nt
Organism: Musa acuminata AAA Group (dessert banana)
Lineage: Eukaryota; Viridiplantae; Streptophyta; Magnoliopsida; Zingiberales; Musaceae
Exons: 20
Coding region: 112-2004 (630 amino acids)
Biological process (GO): pyrimidine nucleobase biosynthetic process; CTP biosynthetic process
Molecular function (GO): identical protein binding; CTP synthase activity
Source: RefSeq, a predicted model, not a curated record